GAAUCACCUUAAUCCAAAUCUUCUCCCUUCUCCCUUCUCAAACAUUUAAUCAUAAACUCAAAACGACAAAUUAAACACAAAAAACGACAAUGAUUUCCUUAACCUCCACCACCCUGAAAACCAUGUCUCCUCCUCCCCAUGUCCACCCAAUUUCUAAAACGACAACCUUUCUUCCCUCUCUGAUCAAAACCACCCGCUGGGCUCACAUCACCAAGCGGCCCACCACCACCAUCACCGUCCGAGCUCAAUCCAUGGAGUCUUCUCAGCCUUACGACCACCGUGAGUCGACCCAAACCAACAAACCCCUUUUCAACCACAACCCCACUUCGCUCAAAAUUGCAGUCAUUGGGUUCGGAAACUUCGGUCAGUUUCUUGCCAAGGCCUUCGUCCGCCAGGGCCACACCGUCCUCGCCCAUUCUCGCUCCGAUUACUCGGCCACCGCCCAGAAACUGGGAGUCUCCUUCUUCAGUGACCCAGAUGACCUCUGCGAACAACACCCUGAAGUUGUCGUUCUCUGUACUUCGAUUUUAUCAACUGAAAAAGUCAUCAAAACGAUACCGUUUCAGAGGCUCCGUCGUAACACUCUCGUUGUCGAUGUCCUCUCCGUUAAGGAGUUCCCUAGAGACCUUCUCCUCAGUUACUUACCGCCCGAGUUUGAUAUCCUCUGUACUCACCCAAUGUUCGGACCCCAAAGCGGUAAAUUCUCGUGGGUCGGGCUACCCUUCGUGUUCGAUCGGGUUCGGAUUGGUUCUGGCGAGUAUCGGAACGACCGGUGCGAUGAGUUUCUGGGGAUUUUCGCCAGAGAAGGGUGCCGUAUGGUGGAGAUGUCUUGCGCCGAGCACGAUCGGUACGCUGCCGGGUCUCAAUUCGUGACCCACACCAUGGGUCGGGUCCUGGAACGUUUCAGAUUGGAAUCUUCACCAAUCAACACUAAGGGUUACGAGACACUGUUGAAUCUGGUCCACAACACGGCUGGGGAUAGCUUUGACUUGUACUAUGGUUUGUUCAUGUACAACAAGAACGCGAUGGAGCAACUUGAGAGGUUGGAUAUGGCGUUCGAGGGUUUGAAGAAGGAACUAUUUGGGAACCUUCAUGAGGUUUGUAGAAAGCAAUUGUUUGGGCAUACUGAAGGUAUAACGGAAAGUAUCAUCGGAGAUAAGCAGGAGGAGAAGGUGCCCAAGUUUCUUCCGCCGAGCCCUAUAAACAACAACAACGGCAUUGAUCAAUUGACUCAAACGACUCAUCAAGCUAGUAAAGUCCAUAGCAAUGGAGUUUCGAACAGCUCUGCUACAAAUGGCUCUCUGAAGCUUUCCACCGAGACCGCCAGAUGAAGACGCAGACAUAAUUUUUUUUAUUAAUUAUUUUUUGGUCCCUUAGGAGGGUCUUUACUUUAAAAUAAGAAAAUGGAGGGCCUCUUCUGAAAAUAAUAUAUAUAUUAGUGAUUGGACAAACAGUGGGACACAAUAAGUAAAUAGUGAGAGAGAUAAUGGAUUUACUUGUUAAAUUUAGUGCAUAUUUUUUUAUUUUUCUUCUUUUCUUUUUUUAAACUAUAGAAUGUAAAGAAAUGGUAUCAAUAAUAAACUACAUAAUGUGGACA
Messenger RNA from Humulus lupulus (European hop), 1597 nucleotides. Its product is annotated as arogenate dehydrogenase 2, chloroplastic. The coding region runs from base 90 to 1331 and encodes 413 amino acids. Lineage: Eukaryota; Viridiplantae; Streptophyta; Magnoliopsida; Rosales; Cannabaceae. The transcript has a single exon. Gene Ontology annotation, biological process: L-tyrosine biosynthetic process. The record is from RefSeq and is a predicted model, not a curated record. Gene Ontology annotation, molecular function: arogenate dehydrogenase (NADP+) activity; prephenate dehydrogenase (NADP+) activity; prephenate dehydrogenase (NAD+) activity.